CCCUAGGACCACCAAAAAGGGAAACAUUGCUUCUUCCCUCAAUAGCUGCUGAGGUUUCUUCGUCAACAAUUCAGCAUGGCUCAAACUCCGGCGAAGAAGCUCGUCGUAGACCCCCUAAUUCUCCGAUAACUCGUCAACAUGUCUGCGAUUCCGGCGAAGAAGCUCAUCAACGAUCCCCUCGAUGUUGUGAAUGAAUAUAUUGAAGGUCUUGUAGAGACAUAUCCUGGCUUAGACUAUCUAGAGGGCUUUCCUCAGGUGAAGGUUGUGUUUCGUGCAGAUAUUCCAUGUGGAAAAGGAACAUAUGAUAAAGUUGCAGUCAUAUCAGGGGGUGGCGGUGGCCAUGAGCCUGCUCAUGCUGGAUUUGUGGGAGAAGGAAUGCUGACAGCAGCCAUAUGUGGCGAUGUCUUUUCUUCUCCACCUGUUGAUUCCAUUCUUGUUGGGAUACGAGCUGUAACUGGUCCUAAGGGAUGUCUUCUAAUUGUGAAGAACUAUACUGGUGACCGCUUGAACUUUGGUUUGGCUGCUGAGGAAGCAGAAACUGAAGGUUUUGACGCAGAGACUGUUUUUGUUGAGGAUGAUUGUGCUUUACCUCCACCUCGAGGGAUUGCUGGAAGAAGAGGAUUGACAGGGACUGUUCUGGUUCAGAAGGUUGCAGGAACUGCUGCUGCUGCUAGUCUUUCUCUCGCUGAUGUUGCUGCAGAAGCAAAGCACGCAUCUGAAGUUGUGGGGACAAUGGGUGUUGCUUUACAUCCUUGCACACUUCCUGGUAUGGGUCUAGCAGAUCGUUUGGGGCCAGGAAAGAUGGAAUAUGGCCUUGGAAUUCAUGGAGAACCUGGUGCUGCUGUGACUGAUAUUCAGCCUGAAGAUGAGGUGGUUUCUCAUGUUCUGAAGAAAAUAUUGCCUAAGGAAACAAACUAUGUUCCGAUACCUCCAGGUUCUAGAGUGGUCCUCAUGAUCAAUGGGUUAGGUGGCACUCCUUUAAUGGAACUAAUGAUUGCAGCAGGCAAAGCAGUUCCUAAGUUGCUGGUGGAGCAUGGAAUGGCUGUUGAUAGAGUUUAUACAGGAUCAUUUAUGACUUCUCUAGAUAUGCAAGGUUUCUCAAUUUCUAUCAUGCGGGCUGAUCCUUCUAUUCUCCUACGACUAGACGCUGAAACUAAAGCUCCUUACUGGCCUGUUGCAGUUGAGGGUACUCGCCGCCCAACUAAACUUCCUGUUCCAAUUCCACCAUCUCGAUCAGCCAAGAGUAGUGAGCCACAAAAACUGCCACUAAAACUAAAUGCCCAAGGAAAACUACAAAAGGCAUCCAUGGAAGCUGGUGAUUACACAAUUAUAAAUCUCAAGGACAAACAAAAUGAAUGGGACACUGCAGUUGGUGAUGGUGACUGUGGGUCAACUAUGUUUAGAGGUGCAAAACAAAUUCUUGAGGAUAUAGAAAUUUACCCUCUGAAUGAUGCUGCUGAAACUUUCAAUGAAAUUGGAUCAUCAAUUGGAAGAUCAAUGGGCGGAACUAGUGGGAUCAUACAUACAAUUCUUUGUAAGGCAGCAUGUGUACAGCUGCAAGCAAGCUCCCAUUCUGUUGUCAUGCCAAAAAAAUGGGCUGAGGCACUUGCAGCUGCCAUUGAUGCUGUUAAGAAGUAUGGGAAAGCUGAGGCUGGUUAUAGAACAUUACUAGAUGCCCUUAUUCCAGCCUUGUCAACUCUUGAAAAGGAAUUAGACUCUGGUGGUGAUCCUUGCACUGCUUUUAUUAUCUCUUAUGUAGCUGCAUUAGAUGGAGCUCAGUCAACCAAGCACAUGAUAGCAAAGCAUGGAGAACCUGGUGCUGCUGUGACUGAUAUUCAGCCUGUAGAUGAGGUGGUUUCUCAUGUUCUGAAGAAAAUAUUGUCUAAGGACAACUAUUCUUGCAUACCAGGAACAGGAAAACAAAAGAGGUCUGGCCCAGCAAAGGUGAGAAAAAAUGCUAACAAAUGUUUAAUAUUAGACAAAAGUAGUAAUCAUUGUACAGAUAAUUUAUAUCUUUAUCAUUUGUCAUUACAGUACUUAAAUAAACAAUGUGCAAGAGGUGAACCAUCACAACCAACUAAGAGGGUAGUAAGGAUAAGAGAAUCUCGUACACAAAGCAAAAAAGCAAAACAGAACAGCCCUACAAACCAAUCCCCUUCCAAAAAGGCCAUACUCAUUGGAGUAGUUUAUCCCAACGAAAAAGAAGACGACCGAAUCUUAUCCCAUGCUUUGACAGAAGUUAGGGUAUUAAAAGAAUUUCUUGCCACGUAUUACAAAUUCAAAGAAGGAAAUAUACAAAUACUUUGUGACAUGGGAGGUCAUAGAGUUCCGAAUCAAAGAAAUAUCAAGAUGGACGUGAGGAAACUAGUAAUGGAAGCUAUACCAAGAGACCUUCUCUACAUCCACAUUGCAGCUCAUGCCAAGAAUGGUAAAGGGGAGAAGAAGAAGAACACACUACCACUGAUAGAGUGCUCGGAUCUUAAACCUGUAACAGGUAAAUAUGAUCCAGUUUUUUUUAUUAGGAAGUUGGAAAAUAUACAUCACAUCGAAAUAAACAUGCAUCAUGACUUUCAAUACAUAAAUUAUGAAUCUAAAUACAAUGCUAAAUACAAUCUCUUAUGAAUUCUAGUGAUAUGCUA
Lotus japonicus is the source of this 2639-nucleotide messenger RNA. Its product is annotated as putative 3,4-dihydroxy-2-butanone kinase. Lineage: Eukaryota; Viridiplantae; Streptophyta; Magnoliopsida; Fabales; Fabaceae. The record is from RefSeq and is a predicted model, not a curated record. The transcript has 22 exons. Gene Ontology annotation, molecular function: ATP binding; glycerone kinase activity. Gene Ontology annotation, cellular component: cytosol. Gene Ontology annotation, biological process: glycerol catabolic process. The coding region runs from base 139 to 2622 and encodes 827 amino acids.